AUGUUGAACGUAUAUAACUCCAUGUCUGGUGCUCUCAACAAGAAACGCGCCUUGGAUCAUGUGAAAGCUUAUUCUACUAUGCUGCCAUUUUAUUUGGAGUAUCUUGAUGUUUAUUCUUCUAGGCCGGAUCUUAAUUUGGAUCAAGGUCCAUAUUCUGUUGGGAAAAGAGAACCUUUGAAUUUCAAGUUCAUAGAUGGGCUUCCAAGUCAGGUCAAUAGUGACUGUGGAGUGUUUGUCAUCAAAUUUGCUGAAUUUUUCAUUCGUGGAAAAAUUGAUGACAUUCCAGCUAAGAUGUCUGAUUUGGUAGCGGUAUAUAGAGAUGAUCUUGCUGUGAGUUUGUUUAUUCAUGCUAGGAGGAAACAAAUUGGUGGUUAUAUAACUGAUGAUGAAGUGUUGAAAAAGGGGAAGAAAUCAAAGGAUAAUGCAAGUGUUAAGGCAAAGGUCAAAGGGAAGGAUAUUCCAAAGGGAAAGGGCAACGCGAAAUGAUUUCAAACAAUGUUCUAUAGUUUUUAGUUUUCAGACAAACUGGUUUCAUUUGGUU
Messenger RNA from Cannabis sativa, 541 nucleotides. RefSeq lists its product as uncharacterized. The record is from RefSeq and is a predicted model, not a curated record. The transcript is spliced from 2 exons. Gene Ontology annotation, molecular function: cysteine-type peptidase activity. Lineage: Eukaryota; Viridiplantae; Streptophyta; Magnoliopsida; Rosales; Cannabaceae. Gene Ontology annotation, biological process: proteolysis. Bases 1 to 486 code for a protein of 161 amino acids.